Messenger RNA from Aphidius gifuensis, 918 nucleotides. RefSeq names its product peroxiredoxin-6 (gene Prx6a). Gene Ontology annotation, molecular function: peroxiredoxin activity. Bases 157 to 843 code for a protein of 228 amino acids. Gene Ontology annotation, cellular component: cytosol; mitochondrion. Gene Ontology annotation, biological process: cellular oxidant detoxification; cell redox homeostasis. The record is from RefSeq and is a predicted model, not a curated record. NCBI's taxonomy places the organism in Eukaryota, Metazoa, Arthropoda, Insecta, Hymenoptera, Braconidae. The transcript has 5 exons.
AGUGUUGUGGAGGGGCGAAUGUUUAUCAAUGUUUAUUAAACUCCAUGUGUUAACCCCAGGAUCUCCAGGUUAUUUUCACAACAAAGCCCAACAAAGUACAACAAAACAAACACCAUCUAAUUGUUGUGUUAAUCAAAAUCAUAAACAUCAAUCAACAUGGUACUUCUUGGUGAACAAUUCCCAAACUUUGAAGCCCAAACAAACAUUGGAAUGAUUAAUUUUCACGAAUGGAUUGGAAAUUCAUGGGCAAUAUUAUUUUCUCAUCCAAAUGAUUUUACUCCAGUAUGUACAACUGAAUUAGCACGAGCAGUAAAAUUAAUGCCAGAAUUUCAACGACUUGGUGUUAAAGUAAUUGCAUUGUCAUGUAAUUCAGUUGAUUCACAUGUUGAAUGGAUCAAGGAUAUCAAAAGUUAUGCUGAUGUUACAAUGGAUGAUUUUCCAUAUCCAAUUAUUGAAGAUGUAUCACGUAUAUUGUCAACAAAACUUGGUAUGCUUGAUCCAGAUGAAUUGAGCAAAGAAGGCUUACCAAUGUCAGCAAGAGCUGUAUUUAUUAUUGAUCAAAAUAAAAAAAUGCGUUUAUCAAUAAUUUAUCCAGCAACAACUGGAAGAAACUUUGAUGAGAUCAUCAGAGUCAUUGAAUCUCUACAACUGACUGACAAGUACAAAGUUGCAACACCAGUUGAUUGGAAGAAAGGUGAUGAAGUCAUGGUUCAACCAACAGUCACUGACAAUCAAGCUAAAAAAUUAUACGCUGAUAAAUUGAAGAUCAUUCCAGUACCAUCUGGUAAACAGUACAUGAGAAUUGUUCCACAACCAGAAGACUCAUCAAUGUCAGCCAACUAAAAAGUCUAAAAUUUAAUAUAUAUUUUUAUAUUUAUAUAAAACAAUAACUCCAGAAUUCCAAUUGCUUUUAUAAAA